AUCAGCGCGCAUGCGCAAGUGUUAAUACAAUAUUCAGUAUUCAAACUCAUCUCAUCUCAUUAUCUGUAGCCGCUUUAUCCUGUUCUACAGGGUCGCAACAUGCAAACUCCGCACAGAAAGGCCCUCGCCGGCUACGGGGCUCGAACCCGGACCUUCUUGCUGUGAGGCGACAGCGCUAGCCACUACACCACCGUGCCGCCCCGUAUUCAAACUUUUGGCUAAAAUCGCUCUGACGGAGCUCAGGACUGCUUUGGGUGUGUUGGAGAUGGGAGAUCAGUGGACCCCACAGAUGACCGUGAUGUCAGACCCAUGUCUGGACCCAAAAGACCUGUCAAGCAUUUCCCACAUCAGUGUGUCCCAUCAUACUCAUGUGUGUACACAUCCUUCCACACACUCCUACAGUGUGCUGAGCGCCUUCUGUACUGAGAAGAACAUUCUUCAGUGCAUCACCUACAUCAAUCAGGAAGCCAGCUCUCUGGGCCUGUGUGGUGUGUGUGUCGAGUCCAGGAGUGGUUGUAAUGCUCUGAGUGCUGUGCCUGCCUUGAACCUGCUGUAUGAACUUCUCCAGCUGCACAGGAAACAACUGCGUACAUUACAGGAGCUAGAACACUGUCAGCUGAAGAGCUGCAGUGACCUGCAGCACCUGCAGCACAACAACUCCCGCCUCAAAGACCAGCUGGAACACAUCCGCAGGGAGAACGCUGGUCUUCAUGAAGGCGAGCGUCAGCUGCAGCUGAAGAUCAGGACACUGCAGAGCUGCCUGAAGUCUGAGAAAGAGGAAGUACAGAAGCUCCAGAACAUCAUUGCUAGUCGUGCCACUCAAUAUAGCCAUGAUGCCAAACGCAAAGAGAGAGAAUGCACCAAACUGAAGGAACGUUUAAACCAACUACUGGUGGACAAGAGGGACAAAAAACUUGCUAUUGAUGUGGUGAAUUGUGUAAGUCGCUCUGAUGGGAAGAGAGGAAUGUGGAAGACGAGCAGAAUGGAGGUGAGACAUGAGGGUGAGAUGUACCGAGCUCUGCUGAGUGAUUAUGAGGUCAGACAGCAGGCUCUGAUGCAAGAGAAUGCUGAGCUGAAGAAGCUGCUGCAGUACAUGAAGAAGGACAUGGUGUCUAUUCUCAGCCCAAAGACACACUGCAGCAGGGCAGAGGACAGCCUGGACCAGGUGAACUCUGAGCCUGAGGAUGAGUGUGAGGAAUGCAGUAAAGAAAAUCUGGAUCAGAUGUGUGUGGAUGCACGAGAGCAGCUGACCAACAGCAUACGUCUGCAGUGGAGAAGACUGAAGAACCACAUGCACACACUUGACACACAAGUGUCUCAAGAGGAAGUGAUUUCUAGGAGAGACCAUGAAGAAGCCAUGCAGCACAUCAAAGUGGAACUGCAGCAGUGUACAGAGUUUAUACACACACAACAGCAGCUACUGCAGGUACACACAUACACACACACACACACCCCUGCAGUUAGCGCAGAUAAUCCACACUCUGGGUGUGUGUGUGCACGCAUGUGUGAGCAGCAGCUACUCUCCCCGUGUGAUGAGGACACAGCAGCUCUGCUGAAUGAUGGAUACACGCUGGAGGAGCAGGAACGAUUGAAGAGCGAGUGGAGAAUCUUCAGUGAGCAGAAGAAAACCUUCGAGAGGGAGAGAAAGAACUUUACUGAGGCUGCAAUCCGUCUGGGGCAUGAGAGGAAGGUGUUUGAGGAGGACCGGGCCAUGUGGCUGAAGACACAGUUUCUAAACAUGACACCUUUUAUGGAGCGAAAACGACCUGCCACCUCUCACAGCCAAUCAUCUCUCAAUGCUGAGCCUGAAGCCAAAGUAGGGUCUACUCCAUCUUCCUCCGUCAGUGGUGUGUCUCAUCAGGAGUUCUCCACCCAUAAAUCUGCCUCCCUGGAUCUGCCCUCCACUGCUGAGCCUUACUGCACGCUGCAGCAUUGUCCUAAUGCCAGGAGUUGCAGCAGACGCAGCAGCAGCACUGAGACUUCAAGUGACCCAUCCGCUGCAUAUACACACUGAAAGACACCCCCCCAUACACACACUGAAAGAGUGCAUAUACACUCCACACACAAACAUGCAAAGAGAGAAAACACUACACAAACACAUUGAGAAAAUUCUCUCUCUCUCUCUCUCUCUCUCUCUCUCUGAACUGAUGCACAUGUACACACUCCACACACACAGUAGCUUUAAACCUGACACUCCCUAUUCCGUUUACAUGUUUAUUGAUCAAACACAACAGCUGCAGGUAUGAAUGCUAAGUAAUUACUUUUAUGAAGAUAAUGCUACUACUUUGUUGUCAUGCUAAUGCAAUCAAAUGGUGAUAUUUUUGAAUAAAUAUGAGUAUUUAAUGCCAUUGUGUCAUAUAUCAGAGGUAUGGGGGAGGGGGGUUAUGUUUGCAGUAGUUUUAGUACUAUAGUAUUAUAUUUGUAAAGUUUUUCCUCCGGGGGGGGGGUUAAUUAUUAUAGAAGGGUUUUUUUUUUUUUAAUGAGCUGCACACUGCUUUAUUAAACACUAUUUGCAUUUAUGAAAAAUGCACUACAUUGGUGUACUGUUUAGUGGUUGUAGCAGUGUUCAGCACAGUAGUGUGUGAUUUAGGUUGAUUUAUUAUAUGGCAAUUUUUUUGUAUAGAACAAGCGAAAUAAAGGAUUUAUUUAUGUAAA
Molecule: messenger RNA, 2655 nt
Organism: Neoarius graeffei (lesser salmon catfish)
Lineage: Eukaryota; Metazoa; Chordata; Actinopteri; Siluriformes; Ariidae
Gene: ssx2ipa
Product: synovial sarcoma, X breakpoint 2 interacting protein a
Exons: 13
Coding region: 266-2014 (582 amino acids)
Source: RefSeq, a predicted model, not a curated record